AUGCUGGAUCAGCGCGGCACGGGACCGGACCCGGACCCGGCCGUGGCCAUCGCCGUCGCGGUUGCCGUCCUCGUCGCUCUAUACUUGGUCCGCCUCAACCAGCUGUUUCUGAGCACGCCCGACGAGGUCAAGAAGGCGGCGCCGACCAGAUGGACGGACAAACUGCUGCGAGACACGUACGCGAGGCUCGAGGCGCACCCCGUGACGACUAAAUCCUACGCCGCCCGCAUCCCUCCCAAGCUCGAGAGACGAUAUAUCGUCACUGGCGGUUCCGGUCUCGUGGGCGGCUUCAUCGUCCUGCAGCUUCUCGAACGGGGCCAACCGCCCGAGAGCAUCCGCGUCGUCGACUUUCGGGCGCCCGACCGCGCCGACAUGCUCCGGGGCCCGGCGACGCGCGUCGACUUUGUCCGGACCGACAUCUCCUCGGCCGAGGCGACGGCGAAGGCCUUCUCGAAGCCGUGGCACCCGUCGGUCGCGGGCCUGCCCCUGACCGUGUUCCACACCGCGGCCGUCAUCGUGCCGUCGGACCGGUCCCGGCUCCUCUCGGGCUUCUGCGAGGCCGUCAACGUCCGGGGCACCCGCAACGUGGUGGAGGCGGCGCGGCGGGCGGGCGCCGACGUGCUCGUGUCCACCACGUCGGCCAGCAUCAGCAUCCGCCCCGUCGAGCUCUGGGUCCCGCCCUGGCGGCUGUGGUCGACCCGGGCCUCCCCGCCCCGGGGCUACUGGCAGGUGCAGGACGAGAGGGACUUCUUCGAGCCCCUGCGCGAGCACGCCGCCUUCUACGCCAACUACCCGGCGUCCAAGGCCGAGGCGGAGCGGACCGUGUGUGCGGCCAAUUCGGCCGCCUUGCGGACCGGGUGCAUCCGGCCCGCCAACGGAGUCUACGGCAACCCUACCGACAACACCGUCGGCGGCGCCCUGGCAUGGAGACUCUAUCCCACUCGUCGUCCCUGCGGCAGGUGGACUUCGCACAUCGUCCAGAACUUUGUCCACGGCAUCAACGUGGCCAUCGCGCACCUCGACUUCGAAGCGAUCCUCGCCGCGACCGGGUCCGAGUCGCGCCCGCAGGCCGGGCGGCCCUUUGUCGUCACGGACCCGAACCCGCCCAUCCGCUAUGGCGACCUGUACCGCCUCCUGCGGACCCUCUCCGUCACCCGGUUCCGCGUGCUGCCCCUCCAGCCGGUGCUCAUGAUCCUACUGUCGUACCCCAUCGAGUGGUACACGCUCGCGCUCGCCCGGUGGCCCGCCCUGCGCCGGGUCCUGCCACGGCUCCCCGGCAACGUGAAGCACCUCCAGCCGGGCAUCUUCAGCAUCUGCACCCACCUGGUGGCGUCCAACGACGCGGCCGGCCGCCCGGUCGCCCAGGGAGGGCUCGGGUACACUGGGGUGCUGACGACGCUCGAGGGCAUGACGCAGGAGGUCGUCGAGUGGAACCGGGACCACCGGGACGCCAAGGAGGGGCCGCCCAGGUCGUACAAGACCAGCGUCUCGCUGGCCGACGACAUUGCCAGGGCGGCGGCGGUGAUGGAGUCCGUUACAGGCGGUUGA
Messenger RNA from Thermothelomyces thermophilus ATCC 42464, 1548 nucleotides. RefSeq lists its product as uncharacterized. Gene Ontology annotation, molecular function: 3-beta-hydroxysteroid dehydrogenase [NAD(P)+]/C4-decarboxylase activity; 3-beta-hydroxy-Delta5-steroid dehydrogenase (NAD+) activity. Gene Ontology annotation, cellular component: endoplasmic reticulum. The transcript is spliced from 3 exons. The coding region runs from base 1 to 1548 and encodes 515 amino acids. Lineage: Eukaryota; Fungi; Ascomycota; Sordariomycetes; Sordariales; Chaetomiaceae. Gene Ontology annotation, biological process: ergosterol biosynthetic process. The record is from RefSeq and is a predicted model, not a curated record.